This is a messenger RNA of Papaver somniferum (opium poppy), 2268 nucleotides long. Its product is annotated as polyphenol oxidase I, chloroplastic-like. The record is from RefSeq and is a predicted model, not a curated record. Gene Ontology annotation, molecular function: catechol oxidase activity. Lineage: Eukaryota; Viridiplantae; Streptophyta; Magnoliopsida; Ranunculales; Papaveraceae. The coding region runs from base 317 to 2083 and encodes 588 amino acids. The transcript has 2 exons.
GAAGUUGGUAAGCUUUUCUCUAACAUGUAGCUGGGAAGGGAUUGUGUUCUUCAUUUUUGAUUCUUUUCAAUGUCAAUGUAAUAAACAAACGUGCUUGGAAGUCUCCCUGUAAAGGUUUCUGUAUACUAUAUAUACACACCCUAUUGGUCCAUUAACUCUCAACAUUUCCAAGUCUCUCCAUCUCUUUCCCUCUCAGAAAAUUCCAUUGCUACAUUCUUGAAAAUCUCAGUGCUGCCUCCGUAAGGUAGUAAUCAUCAGAAACUCCACUACUAGCUAGUGUCCACUAGAUAAGAGCAGGGAGGGUAAGGAAGUAGCCAUGGAAGCAAAGAGAUGGGUCUCUUUGGUUUUCUUGGCUUUAAUCUUAGUUGGAUUAUCUUCUUCAGAUUUGUUUGUUCAAGAUUCAGAUCAACAAGUUCAAGCCAUUUCUUUUAUAAGUGAUCUGAAGGCAACAUUCCUUGGAUUUUUUGAUGGAACAUGGCUUACAAUGGAAGAUGCAAGUGCCAUAAACGAAGAGAUUAAACCUAAACAUGUCAUCUUAACUCCAAACCUCACGACGUGUCAUAAGUCACUUUCCGAUGCCGAUCGACCGGUUUAUUGUUGUCCACCAAAACGUGAAUCAUUAGAACCCAUAAUUGAUUUCCAAUUUCCAGACAUUUCAGAGCCAAUUAGAGUCAGGAAACCAGCUCACAAGGUUGAUGCAGAUUACAUCGCCAAGUAUAACAGAGCCAUAGCCAUCAUGAAAUCAUUACCUUACGACGAUCCACGCAGCUACAUGCGUCAAGCUAAUAUGCAUUGCAUAUACUGCACCGGUGCUUACAAUCAACAGAACUCCAACUCUCUACUCAAAAUUCACAGAUCUUGGAUGUUUUUCCCAUGGCACAGAAUGAUGAUUUACUUUCACGAGAGGAUUCUCGGAAGUUUGAUCGGGGACGAGAAUUUCGCUCUACCUUUCUGGAACUGGGAUUCGCCGGACGGUAUGUUUAUUCCGGACAUGUACUUGAAUGGGUCAAUGAUUGAUACGCAGCGGGAUAGUUCUCACCUGCCACCUCAAGUUGCUGACAUUAAUUACGAUUACUUCGAAAGAGGAUUAGGACCUGAAGAUCAGAUUUCAACAAACGUUGCUUUCAUGUACAAUCAAAUGGUGUCUGGCGCUAAAAAGACUGAACUGUUCAUGGGGUGUCCUUAUAAAGCCGGCGAGAAUGGGUUUUGUGACGGACCAGGAACUAUCGAACUGGCGCCACAUAAUGCAUUGCAUACUUGGGUUGGUAGUAACUUGAAUCCUGAAAGAGAAGAUUUGGGAGCCUUUUAUUCAGCUGCAAGAGAUCCAAUUUUCUAUGCACAUCAUUCAAACAUCGAUCGCCUUUGGAACGUAUGGAACCAACUCCGGGGCGGCGACAAGCCGGCGAUUGAAGAUCCGGAAUGGUUAGAUUCUACCUUUUACUUCCACAACGAGAAGUCGCAGCUUGUUAGAAUAAAAAUCAGAGACGUUCUUGACAGUUCUAAGCUUAGAUACGCUUACGAGAAGGUCGAGAAUGUAUGGCUCAACGCGAGACCCAAACCCUCCGUACCACCGAAGAUCGCUCGUCAGGUCUUGAAAAUGCGAGAGAAUCAGAACCCGUUCUUGGAUAUCUCUAAUGAAGCUAUCGUUUCACCGGAUUUCGGGCUGAACGGUAAGAGGCUCGAUACGACGGUAAGAGUGAAGCUUCGUAGACCGAAGACACAUAGAAGUAAGACUGAGAAAGAGCAAGAAGAAGAGAUUAUAGUUGUUUAUGGAAUUGACAUCAGUAAGGAUGCGUACGUCAAGUUCGACGUUUAUGUUAAUGCUGUUGAUGAGACCAUGAUUGGUCCUGAAUCGAGAGAGUUUGCAGGAACAUUUGUGAACAUGAAGAGGGGAGUAAGGAUAGUGUUGAACAAAGGAGAUUUGGUGGUGAAGAGAAAGACAGUUUUUAAGGUGGGUAUCACUGAGCUGUUGGAAGACCUCGAGGCAGACGGCGAUGAGACCAUUUGGGUCACAUUGGUACCGAGAGGCGGGACUGGCAUCAAUACAACUGUUGACGGAGUUCGGAUUGAGUAUAUGAAAUGAUAAGAUAAAGCUUGUUAAAUUUUUUUUUGAUAUCUAUUUGUUAUUGUUUAAUAGCUAUUCUUAAAUUAAAAUGACUAGUGGCGAUGAGACUGUUUUUUGUUACUACUUCGAAUGUGUUAAUUCGAAAGAGAAAUGUAAAUGUGUAUUAUGAAUACCAUGAAAUGAGAAACGAGGUUUGGUAAGAA